AUGGCGAUGCAGGCCGGAGUUGGCUUAUCCAGGAUCUUGCUCUUAGCCGGAGCAGGUUACACUGGUACGAUCAUGAUGAAGAACGGAAAAUUAUCCGAUGUGUUGGGAGAAUUGCAGUCUCUGGUGAAGGGCAUGGAGAAAUCUGGAGAUGGAUCUGAGGGAGAUUAUGAUGCCUCUGAUGCUAUAGCUGCCCAGGUUCGCCGUUUGGCUAUGGAGAUUCGGCAGCUAGCUUCGUCGCGGAAUAUAACUGUCAUGAAUGGAGUUUCUGGUGCAAGCUUACAAGCCAUUGCUGUUCCUGCUGCGGCAUUGGGAGCUUUAGGAUAUGGUUAUAUGUGGUGGAAGGGACUCUCGUUCACUGACCUUAUGUAUGUGACAAAGGCCAACAUGGCUACUGCUGUGGCUAACUUGACAAAGAAUCUGGAGCAAGUUUCGGUGACCCUCGCGGCUGCGAAAAGGCAUUUGACGCAGAAGAUUCAGAAUGUGGAUGAUAAGGUAGAGAAGCAGAUUGAUCUCUCCAAGGAAAUCAUUAACAAGGUCACCUUGGCUCGUGAGGAUAUCAGCUUACUUGAGAUGGAUUUGCAGUCAUUGCAUAAUUUGAUUACUGGACUGGAUGGGAAGUUGGACACGCUGGAAUACAAGCAGGAUGUGACAAAUGUUUUCAUGCUAAACUUGUAUAACUAUUUUGGAGGCAAGAGCACAAAACUGCCUGAAAUGGAACAGCUUCAACUUCCAGUGAACCAGAAGGCUCGUAAUUUGAUUGCAGCCAAGGGGCUGAAAAACUUUGCUGAAGAAUUGUUUGAAAGCGAUGGCACACAGGGAGGAACUACAAUGAAAAGAAUUGAUAUGAAUAAGUUCAGUGAGAAGUCGAGGCCAUUGUUAUCAAGGGCUGCUUCGGCGCGGUGUUGA
This is a messenger RNA of Microthlaspi erraticum, 906 nucleotides long. The record is from the annotation of a GenBank genome assembly. Lineage: Eukaryota; Viridiplantae; Streptophyta; Magnoliopsida; Brassicales; Brassicaceae.